This is a messenger RNA of Priceomyces carsonii, 1272 nucleotides long. RefSeq lists its product as uncharacterized. Lineage: Eukaryota; Fungi; Ascomycota; Pichiomycetes; Serinales; Debaryomycetaceae. The transcript has a single exon. The record is from RefSeq and is a predicted model, not a curated record. Bases 1 to 1272 code for a protein of 423 amino acids.
AUGUCUAGUCAUACGGUCAAUAGGAUUCCGCUGACCAUAAGGAAAUUUUUAAGGAUAUACGUUCUUGCUUCGCAAAAAGUGGCUGGUAGCCGAAGUGAAGUUGUGAGGAAUUAUUUUUACCAUACAUCUGAUGAAUUUAGAAGAUUUCAGACUUAUAAAUUACUUCGACAAAAUACAAUACAUUGUCCUAAUUUCCCACCCUUGAUGAGAAAACUUGUUGGGCCAAUAGUUGACGGAGGACUAGAUUUAGGUGAACUAGAAAAUCUAUCAACUGACGAGUUGUUCAACCUUCCGAAGGAUUAUGAAGAAAUGCCUAUAUAUUCUGAAUACGGUUCAACAGUGAAGAACUUCACUAAUCACGAGGCCCAGAUCCUUUCAUCAUUUGCAUCAUAUUUAAAUCCGUACAAAAGUUUACCUCAGACAAAGAGUCAACGACAUUCAUUCAAGUGGUACUUGAAAUUAUUGAAGAAUACACCAGUAUUUCUAAUAUUAUCGCAGAGGCACAAAUUAUUCUCAGAGACAUCUUUAUAUCAAAUCAACAAGCCAUUGAUCGAUAUAAACAGCGAAAUAAUAAAACUUGGAAAUAAGCUAGGUAGAGAAUUAAAAGGUGAGAGUGCCAAAAGGAACUACCACUUGACUGAUUUAGCGACUAUAGACAUCUUCACCAUGGCAUUGAAAAGCUUCGACUCUUUCAGUAAUAAUUUUGGUGACAGUUUCAAAAGUGUAUUAUCUGAAGUUGAUUGGAACGAAAUAGACCAAAGAGUAGAUCAGCUUUCAGAUAAAUUAUUCUCCAGUAAAAUUUUGGAUAUCAUAGACACGAAAACUGGCAAGAAAAUCAUAGACCCAUUUUCUUUAAGCGACAACUUCGGGAAACAAUAUAGUUUACUGUCGAUACGUAAGAAAUUGGAGAAUUCAAAUAUUGAAGAAGUUUUUCCCUUUGAUAUGGUUUACAAUCAGUAUUAUAUUUUAACUAUUGAAGACCCAGUUCUACACCAAGACCACUCAAGUCUAUUGAAAUUGAUAGAGAAAUCCGAUUUUGAGGUUUUAGGCGCAAGAAUAUCCCUUGAAAAUGAUUUGAUCAAUGAUUAUUUGAAAUCAAGCUUGAUUAAACAUGAAGCGGUUCUGGAUUAUGAGAGCCUUUUACAGCAUGCAGCUAAGAGGCAUAAUGGUUCUCGUGGUAAUAUUGAUCAUUUAAUGAAGAGCUUAGGUGGACUUGGUCUCACUAGAGUGGAGCAAGAUUUCCGUAAAAAUUGUAUAUAUUUACUCUCAUAG